CUUCCUCUCCCGCAGAUGUUAGUCCUUCGCCAUGAGCGACUGGUCGUACCUGUCCAAUCUUCUCCACAAGGUCCAAGCUCAUUCCACGGUGGUGGGAAAGAUCUGGAUGAGCGUCCUCUUCGUGUUCAGGAUCUUCGUCCUGGGCGCCGCCGCGGACAACGUGUGGGAUGACGAAUUGUCCGAGUUCUACUGCGACUCGAAAGAACCGGGAUGCAAAAACUCCUGCUAUAACUGGUUGUUCCCCAUGUCCUACGUGCACUACUGGGUGCUGCAAAUCACCUUCGUGUCGACCCCCACGCUGGUCUACCUGGGCCACGCCGUCUUCAUCAUCCACAAGGAGAAGAAAACCAUGCGGCUGGAGCAGAGCAAGAUGAACGGGAAGCCAGCAAAGACAUCCAAGUACACGGACGAAAGAGGCAAGGUGAAAAUUAAAGGCAUCUUGUUUUACACCUACCUGACCCAGCUGGUGUUCAAGAUCCUCCUGGAGGUGGGCUUCACCGCCGGACAGUUCUACGUCUUCGGCCCUCUCAAGGUGGUCUCGGAUUUCCACUGUAAGAAUUCGCCGCCCUGCGCGCUGGGGAGCGGUUCCAGGUGUUAUGUUUCUCGCCCCACCGAGAAGACCAUCUUCAUCUACUUCAUGCUGGCGGUUUCGGGCCUUUCGGCGCUCCUCAAUGUGGUGGAGAUCGCCUACCUGCUGUGCAACAAGAGGCGAAGCGCAAAGAAAAAGAUGGCGGCCGCGACUCACGUGCUCAUGGCCGCGCCGUGUGCGCCGGCCAAGCCCACGUGGGGAACAAACCAAUACAGGGGCUACCCCCUGCUGCCUCUACAUCCUCAGGUCACCUCGCGCUUAAGCGGCGAUGACGCUCACAUCCACUCGGAGUGACAACCAGGACAACUCGAGCAUCAAACGGAGCGUUAUUUCCUACUUGCUGUUCUUCCGAGAGGUGUCAUUAAACCUGCGUGUGUAUAUAUAAGCUUUUAUGUGAACUCUUGUGGUCAGUUCCCAAAAUUGACAUUUUUUUUAUAUUCCUCUUGUAUUUGACUCUGAAACUUCAAAUUGAAUUAAAAUGCGUGUCAAUUCUGUGGUGUAAUUGUGUACAGCAUGACGAUAGAGUCGCGGGGCGAUACGUCAUGAGUGUGCGCCGAGAGCGGGAGACGAGAGAGUGAUUAGAGAGAGGAUACACGUUUCGAAAAAGCUCAAUAAAGUUACCCACGUUAACACGA
Hippocampus zosterae (dwarf seahorse) is the source of this 1224-nucleotide messenger RNA. Its product is annotated as gap junction Cx32.2 protein-like. Gene Ontology annotation, biological process: cell communication. The record is from RefSeq and is a predicted model, not a curated record. NCBI's taxonomy places the organism in Eukaryota, Metazoa, Chordata, Actinopteri, Syngnathiformes, Syngnathidae. Bases 32 to 883 code for a protein of 283 amino acids. The transcript has a single exon. Gene Ontology annotation, cellular component: connexin complex.